Acromyrmex echinatior (Panamanian leafcutter ant) is the source of this 2220-nucleotide messenger RNA. RefSeq names its product minibrain (gene mnb). Lineage: Eukaryota; Metazoa; Arthropoda; Insecta; Hymenoptera; Formicidae. Gene Ontology annotation, molecular function: ATP binding; protein serine/threonine/tyrosine kinase activity; protein serine/threonine kinase activity. The record is from RefSeq and is a predicted model, not a curated record. Gene Ontology annotation, biological process: peptidyl-serine phosphorylation; peptidyl-threonine phosphorylation; protein autophosphorylation.
UGCUCGCGCUGUUUCGCGCGCGAAGAGGAAGUACACCGUAACAUCGAGUAUCCAAGUUUUCAUCUCUCUUACCCUCCUCCUCCCCUCUCCCCCUUUCCCCCGCUCCGUCCCCCCACUAUUACCGCUGUCACCGACAUUACUAUACUUCGUCGCCCCCUCCCCUCCCUCACCUGUGAAACCUACUCCAUUGGUGAAGUGCGCGACUGUUGAAAUCAGUGAAAACGUACCGUGGUGUCUCCCCCGCGCAUUAUAACGCCAUACAUAAAUCUACAUACGUAUGUAUACGCGCAUGUACAUCUGCAUCGUCCAGUGUGUUCGAUAAGUGCGAAUUUUUCUUACUUUCUCGACCGGAUCUCUACCUGCCUUGUGUGUGUCCCCUCAACCUCUACUCAUUUCUCUCGUCUAUCAUUCACGGCGUCGCCGGCUUGUUUUUUUUUCAAGUGGAUCGCCGCACAGAGAGAGGCCGCACGAGUGUGACGGAACAAAGGAGGACGUAUUUCAACUUGCGUGAGGAGGUAUCGUCGUUGUGUUGGCCCGCCGCCGGUGAAGCAUGGAGGCUGACGGUGACGCGAAGUGAGCGGGCCCUCUCGUUCUCCCCACUCCCUCCCUUUCGAAAUACGCACCUGCUGACAGACAGAAAACGAAGGCUGAACCCUCUGACUAUACAUAUAUUUAGAAAAAAGAAAAAAAACCGUAACGAAUCACCGCCAAAAGCUAGUAGAAUUUUAGUCAAAGUGUGAAAGAGAGAGAGAGAGAGAGAAAGAGAGAGAGAGGUGCAAAAUAAAUAUAUAUAUACAAUAUAUACGUAUAUGUGUAUAUAUAUAUAUUAUAGAACGAGGAAAAGAGGACGAGAGAAACACAAGAUAUACAUACAUACUUAUAUAAAUAAAUAUAUAAAUAUAUAAAUAAGAAGGAGAGGAAAGAGAGUGAUUCGUGAGUGUGCGUGUAAAUAAGAGCUAUUUUUCGUAUGAGAGCGAGAGAGACGCGCCCUGGCCGGAGAGAAGCGAGAAACGACAUGUUCGAAAGUAUCUUCGGACGAGGGAAGAUUUAGGCUGCUUCUCUUGAAGCCGAAUCGUCAAGUGGAAUAUAAGAGAAAGAAGAAGAAGAGAAAGAAAAAGAAGAGAGCGAAAGGAUACCGUCGCGUCACGGUUGUUUGGACGUUGUUUCGAUGUUCUCCAGUCCGGAUCGCCGGCGUUUCUUCCCCCUACAGAGGAAUAGUCCCUCUCGCGGAGACUGAUCGAGCCGAUAUAUAUAUAUAUAUAUUUCGUGAAAGAAACCGCAGUGAAGGAGGCGAACAAGUAUCGAAGGUAAAGCGAGGAGGUGAAAAAAAAAAGUGAAAAAGAAGGAAGGAAAGAGAGGGAGAAAGAGAAAGAGAGCUAAAGAGAGGAAGGAAAUAUAGAGAGCGAUCGUGUGGCAUCGAGAGGGCUGGCUCCAUGUUGUGAGCGUCUGAGGACUGCCGAGGGCAGCAGCGAAAGGGCGGAGUAGGGUGCCGCCGCCGUUAUGGAGUACGGUGGCGGGGGCGGUGGGACACGCGGGGGUGUCCAGCCACCCUCCGCGGGGGCGAGGGGCAUCGCCGGCACCGACACUACCGACGCUGCGUGGCACAAACACGAACAAAUGAUGCUCAUGGAGUCCAGGCACAAGCAACAAUUGAGCGGGAGGACGGGGACCGGCGGUGCGCCCCUUUACGGGCGCCUGGUGGCCGAGGAGCCCAUGCCCUCCGCGGUAUGCGGUGGAGCCGGUGCCGCGGGUGGCGGGGCUGCCGGCGGGGUUCCACAGGAGACCCCCUCGGACGCGUCCACCUCAUCAAGACCUACAAGCACAUCAACGAGGUGUUUUGAAAAUUGGAUAGCUGUGGGGCGCAAUGAGGUCAAAUGCGUCAUAUUCGGCCUUAUUGAAGCAGUUUUAGUAAUUUUGAAAAGUGGUAAUUUUCCACAGGACUGGAGCGUACUCUUCCAAGUCAUUCUGUGCGUCAAUAUAGUACCAAACGUAUCCAAAGAACAUCGUGAACUCCUUUCGCUAAAAUUUUGCAAUUUUAUAUUCACGCCACGUAUUCUUGCGACUGUGGUACGAGGUCCGUCGACGCCGGAAUCCUGCAUAUCCGUGGAUGCAGGUCGACUAGCUAUGCGCUUAGGUGCCAGCCGUGCCGACUCCGUGCCGGUCCAUGGCGGUGCGGUCUCUCUAGCGGCCGGUUCGCACCGAUUAUUCGUGGUAUCAUGA